AUGCCCAAAGACUACCAGGAGGUCUACAGAGGGACAAAAAAUGACAUCAAAGAGAUCCCAAAGAUUGCAAAGCCAUUCAUUUCUGAGAUGAUCUUUGUGCAAACCAGCAUCACUGCUAUAAGGAAAGGUGCCUUCAGGUACAUGCCCAACCUGAUCAAGAUUUUGUUUAUUGACAACAAGAUCGAGACAGUUGAACCUGGAGCCUUUGAUAGUUUGGAGAAGCUGAGGGACUUGGAGAUAUCUGGUGCCUCGUUAGAAGAACUAGCUGUGGGCACUUUCCAAAACCUCCCAAGCUUGCAGAGGCUGGAGCUGAGAGACAGCCACAUCAGAAAUAUCCCCAAAGGCCUGUUUGAUGGGCUGGAAAAUUUGGGAGAGCUCUCACUGCGCAUCAAUACAAUCCCUUCUCUUCCAGAAGGCGUUUUUGAUUCUCUUGUCAACCUAACGUUUUUGGACCUGGCUAGAAACAGGAUCACGACUCUUCCUGGGGAUGCCUUUAGCAAACUCCCUCGGCUGCAAGUCCUCCGGCUGUAUGAGAAUGAGUUGCAGGGCCUCCCAGAGGGGUUGCUAGACAGUCAGCUGGAGCUGCUGGAGCUCAGUCUCCAGAGGAACAGGCUCAGGGUGCUGCCACCCAUGCUCCUGAGGAGCCUGUCUCACCUGGAGAAACUCUUCUUGGACAACAACCUCAUCACGGUUCUCCCACCUCAGAGCUUUUUUGGUUUAAACAAAUUGAAGCUGCUGACUCUGGGUUCAAACCACAUUACGGAGCUCCUUUGCUGCCUUUUUGACACCAUGCCACAUCUGCAGGAGCUGGAUCUGGGCAGGAACAGUUUGACCACACUUCCAGACAGCAUCUUUGUCAACCUCACGUCUCUUGGCAAGCUAAUCUUGUCCCACAACCAGCUAGCAGCCCUACCAAGAGGUGCCUUCACUGGGCUCAGCAAGCUCUCGGACCUCCAGCUGGACACAAAUAAUCUCUCUGCUCUGGAUGAUGAUGUCUUUGCUUCUCUCCCAAAUCUGAAAACCCUCAGCCUUCAGAAGAACCAGCUGGAGAGUCUCCCCCAAGGUCUCCUGGACCCCCUGAAGAAGCUCAGCUCAGUGUAUUUGAGUGGGAACCCAUGGAGAUGUGACUGCAACCUCUGCUACCUGCACAGCUGGAUCCUGGGCAACAGUGAGAAGGUCAAAUUGUCCACCCAAGUGUCAUGCAAGAGUCCACCCCACCUGGCAGGCUCCUUUUAG
Molecule: messenger RNA, 1236 nt
Organism: Pelecanus crispus (Dalmatian pelican)
Lineage: Eukaryota; Metazoa; Chordata; Aves; Pelecaniformes; Pelecanidae
Source: RefSeq, a predicted model, not a curated record